Torulaspora delbrueckii is the source of this 1776-nucleotide messenger RNA. RefSeq names its product Mif2p (gene MIF2). Gene Ontology annotation, cellular component: kinetochore. NCBI's taxonomy places the organism in Eukaryota, Fungi, Ascomycota, Saccharomycetes, Saccharomycetales, Saccharomycetaceae. Gene Ontology annotation, biological process: spindle attachment to meiosis I kinetochore; kinetochore assembly; attachment of mitotic spindle microtubules to kinetochore. The transcript has a single exon. Gene Ontology annotation, molecular function: centromeric DNA binding. The coding region runs from base 1 to 1776 and encodes 591 amino acids. The record is from RefSeq and is a predicted model, not a curated record.
AUGGAUUAUAUGCAUCUAGGUGUGCGGUCUAGAAAGACCGGCCUCAACGCUAAGGAGAAUAUUAAAAAAGAUGAAUAUAGUAUGGAGAGCAUCGAUGAUUUCUUCAAGGAUGAUGAAUCUAGUGUGGUUAGUUCACGUGGUAGGAACCGAAGAUCUACAAUACUGUCUUUAAUGUCAAAUACCGAAGGACCAGUUUUUGAGAGCCGACGUGAUUCUCUGACAACAGAAACAAAAGGAUUUAAAGUACCAAAUGCUGUGGUAAAUUCAUCGAGACGAUCCACUAGGCUCCCGCAACAAUAUCAAAAUGAUUUCACCCCACCUGCGAAUGAUGGUUUGGGUACGAUCAGCGAGAACGAGCUCCAGUACGAUGACUUUACUGGUGAUGCAGGUCACAGAACGCCCUCGCCCGCCCCCCUUUCCUACACCGAGGGUCUUGAUUCAUUGCAUGAUAGUCCUUCUGUUAGGUUAACACCUCGCUCGAAAAGCAAUAUAGUUUACAAGCAAGUUCCAGACCUGAUUGAAGAUGAUGAAGAUACCAGAGAUUUUACAUCGUUAAACACAUCGGAAAAUGCAUUGCUCGAAGACGAACUAGAAGAUGACUAUAUGGUAGAAAGCGAAGAAGAUCACGACUAUGUGGAUGGAGCUUCAUCCCUGGAGGAUGAGCAAACUGAUGAUUCAGCUGGAUCUGGAGACAGUGAUGACAUUGGAGCAAGUGAUGGGGAUAGCGAUAGCGCUGAUGGAGGAGAAACAGCAGUAUCUCGUCACCGGGCGGGGUAUCAUUUAGGUCAUGAUUCACCAACAGAAGUAUACGAUUCGGAUGAGGAGUAUAUCCAAAGUCAGGCAGCAAACUUGAUUGGAAACGAUGCUAGUCGCCAUCCUGAUGGCAUUAGACGGUCUACGAGGGUAAAGAUAGCUCCAUUAGAGUAUUGGAGAAAUGAGAAAGUAGUGUACAAGAAAAAGUCCGACAAACCAGUUCUGGAGAUUGACCGAAUUAUAACUUACGAUCACAAUGAUGACGAUGACGAAGAGGAAGAAGAGGGUCUAAAGCGCCGCAAAAAGCGUAACAAGUCCACUGUUCGAACAAGGCCAUAUAAUUAUAUCCCCACUGGGAAGCCUAGAGGUCGCCCAAGGAAAUCUAAAGCAUCAAUAAUCGACGAUGCUAACCCUAAUUCAGAUCUUUUACAAGAAAUUAAAUCUGGGAAUGUACCCAACGCGGAAUGGCUCAAAUUCGGUAUCUUAGAAGCUAAAGUGAAUGUCACCAAAGAGCAUAUGUCGGAUGAGAUCAUCGCAUUCGCACCAAACCUAGCACAGUCCGAACAGACCAAAGAAUCAGACGAAGAGUCAUUCUCGCUGGAGAUUAUGUUCGAUAAGCAUAAGAACCAGUUUGCGAGCGGCAUGCUUAAGUUGCCCACCAAAGGCAACAAGAAGUUGAGCGAUUCGUACAAUGCUUUCAUUAAUUUUUACGUGAUUCAAGGUGUCAUUGAGGUAACAUUAACUGGCAAAUCGUUCAUAAUAACAGAGGGAUCCACUUUUCAGGUACCUGCAUUUAACAAAUAUUCCUUCGAGAAUAGAGGAAAUAAUGAUGCCAAAAUGUUUUUUGUACAGGUGACAGUCUCCAACGAGAGCCUUGAGCAUAAAAUGGUUGACGGCAGCAUAGAGAUGACCGAUGAUGAUAAAUCCAGGAAAGAUGACGUCUCUGACGCGACAAAUAGCGCGGCAGAUAAUGCCUUGUUUGAGAAUACAUCAUCGAGUAACAUGAGCAUUUCAGAGAUUUAA